Messenger RNA from Zophobas morio, 797 nucleotides. It is a transcript of the gene AP-2sigma, whose product is annotated as AP-2 complex subunit sigma. The coding region runs from base 108 to 536 and encodes 142 amino acids. Gene Ontology annotation, cellular component: membrane coat; intracellular membrane-bounded organelle; AP-2 adaptor complex. Lineage: Eukaryota; Metazoa; Arthropoda; Insecta; Coleoptera; Tenebrionidae. The transcript is spliced from 3 exons. Gene Ontology annotation, molecular function: clathrin-cargo adaptor activity. Gene Ontology annotation, biological process: clathrin-dependent endocytosis; intracellular protein transport. The record is from RefSeq and is a predicted model, not a curated record.
AAAAGCACUAAAAUUUUGACGUUGACCAUUUAUUAGCUGUAGGAGUAGGAGGUUUUGUUGUAUUAAAUAACGAAACCUAUCAUACUUAUCAACUAUUUUGCACAAAAAUGAUUCGGUUUAUAUUAAUCCAAAAUCGGGCUGGCAAGACUCGUUUAGCCAAAUGGUAUAUGAAUUUUGACGAUGACGAGAAACAAAAGCUCAUUGAAGAAGUCCAUGCAGUUGUUACAGUUCGUGACGCUAAGCACACUAACUUCGUUGAGUUCCGAAAUUUCAAGAUCGUUUAUCGCCGAUAUGCCGGUCUCUACUUCUGUAUAUGUGUCGAUGUAAAUGACAAUAAUUUAUGCUACUUGGAGGCAAUACAUAACUUUGUUGAAGUUCUUAAUGAAUACUUUCACAAUGUUUGUGAGUUAGAUCUUGUUUUUAAUUUUUAUAAGGUAUAUACUGUUGUUGAUGAAAUGUUCUUGGCUGGAGAGAUCAGGGAAACAUCUCAAACUAAAGUACUCAAGCAGUUGUUAAUGUUAAAUUCUCUGGAAUAAUUUUUAUUUAAACAAAGAUAUUAUCUUACCUGCUAGUGGAAUAUAUCGUUUGAUUUUUAUGCUGUGGUGUAUUUUAUAUGUAUAUGUUUGACAAUAUGGGAGUAUUAUCUAUGUGCGGGGUCAUACAUAGACUAUGUAUGCAUAUUCUCAAAUGAAUGGAGCCACCAUGAACAAACACAUUCCUGAAUAUAAUAAAUGUAUAGAAAUGUAUAAAUACUAGUGUCCAAACUUAAAUUAAAUAAAGUAGCUUCAAGUUUUAAA